Molecule: messenger RNA, 1209 nt
Organism: Pectinophora gossypiella (pink bollworm)
Lineage: Eukaryota; Metazoa; Arthropoda; Insecta; Lepidoptera; Gelechiidae
Product: 26S proteasome non-ATPase regulatory subunit 9
Exons: 3
Coding region: 109-771 (220 amino acids)
Biological process (GO): proteasome regulatory particle assembly
Cellular component (GO): cytoplasm; nucleus
Molecular function (GO): protein binding
Source: RefSeq, a predicted model, not a curated record
UUGCACUAAACUUCAAAACAAAAUUGUAAAUCGUAUCGUGUUAUUUGUGUUGUUUUCAUUACAAAAACGCAAAAAAAUACCAGUGAGACAGUAUAAAAAGGGGAGAAAAUGGUGGGAUAUAACAGCAACGGUCCGGCUAGAGAUCGCGUCUUAAGAUUGAUGGAUGAAAAGGAUCGGAUUGAGAGUGAAAUUCGUGAACAAAAUGCUGUUUUGGAAUCUAAUAAUAUUGGCAUGCACGAACCCUUGGUAGACGACCAGGGGUUUCCUCGGAAUGAUAUUGAUGUGUAUAAGGUCCGGCACGCGCGACAUCGGAUCAUUUGCCUUCAGAAUGACCAUAAAGCACUGAUGAAGCAUAUAGAACAAGGUCUAGCCGAGGUCCACUCCGAAUUCCUGCCAUACCAAGGCACUUCGCAGCCCACCACAUCACAAACCAACGGUCACAAGAUGAAUGGCACCCGAAGCAGUGGUGAUGAUGUCAUGAGUAUAGGAGAGAAUGACCAGGGUUUUGCUGUUGUUACGUUUGUGCAUAACGGGUCACCUGCUGACUUAGCUGGUCUAUGUGAACAAGAUGAGGUACUUCAAUUCGGCUCUGUCAGCCCACACAACUUCUCAGACAUCACGCAAGUCCACGAUGUAGUGGCCCACUCUGUCGGUCAGAAUGUCCGUUUACUGGUGAGACGGAACAACAAUAUCCUUAACCUAACCGUCACCCCCAGACCUUGGGCUCAACCGGGCUUGCUAGGUUGUCAGAUUGUCCGAAGAGCAAAUUAAUAUUUUUUUUUUUACAUUGCACACUGUUCGUAAUUUAAGCUGUUUUUUUUUGACCAGUUUUUUAUCUUUUUAUUUUGAAUAGAAUUUUCUUAUAUCAAGGCAGCCGUUGGCUCUGAUUUUGUUUGAUAUUAACAGCUAUUUUAAUGAGUCAUUUAUGAAAUGUACUGUUACAAUAUUACCCUCGAAAAUAUUUAUUGUUGUUUACCUUUUAAACACCUAUUUUGUAAGUUUGUUAUCUAACAAAAAAAAAAUAAAGAAAAGAAGGAAGAAGAGUACAUUUUGUUUCUUGUUGCAAUAUUUUUUAAUUUUGGAAGUUACACAAUUACAAAAGUACUAAAUUUAUAAGGAACAUCAUUCGUAAACUGUCUUUUCAUAUGCCUAAAAAUUAAAAAUUGUAAAUACUUAUUUAACCUUAAAAAUAAAUGUGAUGAUUGAUGA